UGCACCGUGACGUAACGUACAACAUCGUUGUGCAGCGCUAACAGUGCGUAACAACGACAUUAUUUAACAAAAAUGAAAGAAAAAUAUGAAAACAUGGUAAAAUAAAAUGGAAUACAUAUUAGGUUACAGAGAAAAUAUCAGAGGGUAUGGCAGAAAAAGAACCCAUAAAAUGUCUGCUACAGAAUCGCUGAAAGAUGCUCAGAGUUCUAGCGGAGUCGGUAAUACAUGUACAAACCCUUCUUUGGAGAAUAUAGAAAAUAAUAAAUUGGUUGUGGACAGAUUUGCCUCCCUUUUCAACAAUGAAAAAUUGAGUGAUAUAAUAAUACAAGUUGGGGACGAAAGAUUUUACGCCCAUAAAUUCAUGCUGAUCAUCUGCAGUGAGGUCUUUGAGGCAAUGUUAAAUGAGGAUAGAUGGAAAGAAGCAAGCCAACCUGAGAUUAAACUGACAGAGGAGGAGGAAUGUAUACCUGUAUUUUCUCUAUUCCUCCGGUACAUAUAUUCUGGUUCUGUUGGUCUAACAACAGAUAACGUUCUGCCAAUAUUGCUGUUAGCUGACAAGUACUGCAUCCCUGCACUUAGUACAGCCUGUGUGGAAUACAUGACCCGUCACAUUGUUGAAUCACCCGACACAAACCGAACCUUGUCAUGGUACCAAUACUCCAAGAUGACGGGAAACAGCCUACUUGUGGAUAAGUGCCGCAAAUUCAUCUUAUCAAAUUUUGAAAUCAUUCUGAAGACAGCAGACUGGAUGGAUCUGUCGAAAGAUGAAGUUGUGGAGUUUUUGUCAAGUAGCGAUCUUGUUAUUUCAAACGAGUUUGAUUUAUGGCUAAAGCUUGAGCAGUGGCUGUUGAGUGAAAGUAACCACAAGGAUGUUGCAUUAAAUGUGAAGGAAGUUGUCCCGCUCUUGAGGUUUAAAAUGAUGCAGCCAAAGCAGUUGUUGGAGAUCGAAAAGUCACAGUUGUAUGUGGAUCACAAAGAUAUAUUUUCUGAUAAAAUAAAUGCCGCAUAUCGUUACCAUUCACUCAUCAUGAAUGAAGUGUAUCAAAAUCACAGGGAUGAAAUGUUCCGGAACUAUAUGUGCAAAUUUUACUGCCUAUGUAUAGACCUCACAUUGCUGCAUUACAACUACGUAGAGAAGUUUGAGAGCAAAAUCAACCAUUUGGUAACUAUCCCAGUUGAUGUUGUUGCUUCGUCCAACAAAAAGAAUAUGAAAGAGAUCCCUUUUGAGGUCACGUUCUGGCCCAAAGGUCCAUUCAAGACAUUCAGUUGGUACGGCUACACGUCCCCAAAUGUCACUAUGUCGUUGAAAAUGCUGUGUAAAAAUUUGUCUGCUGUGGACACUUCCAUGUCCCUGAUCUUGUACGGGAUCAAAAAUGGGGUAAAAUACGUUGCCUUCUCCUACAAUGCCACCCAUAAAUUUACAGCCUCGUCUAGCGUCUUCACAGAAGACAAUGUUGUCCAAAUAGAACAUCUCAAGGCAGAUAACUCUCCAUACAUUGUAAAUGGGAACCUUGAAGCAAAGUUGUUCUUGAAGAUUAAGGAUGUCGAGUGGGAUAAAGAUAAUUAACUUUCUACCUAGCAGCUUUUGUUAUAUCUAUGUAUAUUAAAGUGGCUGAAUUUUUAAGGCGUGUGCUUUCAGUUUUCUAGUCUGAAUGUAUUUUUAUCUUUGAAUUGUUGUUUUACAGUUAAAUCUUUAUGAUUAAGCUUGAAAUCCUAUUAGAAUCUCCCUUAUUGAACGCGGCAUUAUAUUAGUAACUUGUGUUCAUUUUUUCAUUAUUUGUUUACCAAUAAUGGCCAGGUCUGAAUUGAACAAAUUUUUAUUCUUAAAAUUGUUAUUGCAGUAUCUUUUUAUAUAGUGUUCAUGUUUCUAUUUUUAUGAAAUACCGGUACUUACUUUUUCAUAUAGAAAAGCUUAUUAAUACUGUAUUUAUUUAGCAAUGUUGUUUAUUGUUGUUAUUAUAUUGCUUUAAAUGUAUAAAACAUAUCAAAAUUUUACAUAUAAAAAUCUCACUUUAUUGUAUUAAAUUGUAGUAAACUUU
Molecule: messenger RNA, 2039 nt
Organism: Ruditapes philippinarum (Manila clam)
Lineage: Eukaryota; Metazoa; Mollusca; Bivalvia; Venerida; Veneridae
Product: BTB/POZ domain-containing protein 17-like
Exons: 4
Coding region: 107-1567 (486 amino acids)
Molecular function (GO): protein binding
Source: RefSeq, a predicted model, not a curated record